AUGGAUCCAGCAACUUUAAUAAAGAAAUUGGUAGUCAUUACUGGUGCCUCAAGUGGAUUUGGUGUUGAACUUGCAAAGUUAUUCUCUGCAGCUGGUCACCCUCUAUUGCUUGUUGCUCGUCGACUUGAACUUAUGCAAGCAUUGAACUUGCCAAAUACCAUUUGCACUAAAGUAGAUGUCACCGAUUACAAGGCAUUCGAAGAUGCCGUCAGAGAUGCUGAAGCAGUCUACGGACCAACCGAUCUAUUGAUUGGCAAUGCUGGUGUCAUGAAGCUUGAAAAGGUAUGGGAUCAAGAUCCAAAGGAAUGGCAAGAGAUGCUCAAUGUCAAUGUUUUAGGUGUUAUGAAUGGAAUGAAGAUUGUUCUCAAAGAUAUGAUGGCUAGAAACUCUGGUACCAUCAUCAACAUCUCUUCUGUUGCUGGUAGAAAAGCUUUUGGUAAUCAUGCUGCUUAUUGCGGAACUAAAUUUGGAGUACAUGCAAUUUCAGAGACAGUAAGAGAAGAGGUAUGUGCUACCAAUGUACGUGUGUCUGUGGUUGCACCAGGUGCUGCCGAGACUGAACUUCUUGGUCACACUUCCAAUGACUCGAUUAUCGAAGGUUACAAAGCUUGGAAACAAACCAUGGGAGGAAAGUCAAUGGAUGCCGUCCACGUUGCCACCUCUUGUAAAUUCAUUUAUGAUCUUCCACAAGAAGUCAAUCUCAGAGAAUUGGUUAUUGCUCCAACCAAACAAAAUGGCUAA
Cavenderia fasciculata is the source of this 741-nucleotide messenger RNA. RefSeq names its product Short-chain dehydrogenase/oxidoreductase. The coding region runs from base 1 to 741 and encodes 246 amino acids. The transcript is spliced from 3 exons. NCBI's taxonomy places the organism in Eukaryota, Evosea, Eumycetozoa, Acytosteliales, Cavenderiaceae. The record is from RefSeq and is a predicted model, not a curated record. Gene Ontology annotation, molecular function: oxidoreductase activity.